Molecule: messenger RNA, 2868 nt
Organism: Entamoeba invadens IP1
Lineage: Eukaryota; Evosea; Mastigamoebida; Endamoebidae
Exons: 2
Coding region: 1-2868 (955 amino acids)
Source: RefSeq, a predicted model, not a curated record
AUGGCAACCAAAUUGGAAGAAUUCUAUUUAAUGAAUGUUGUGUUAUAUAUCAACACGUUCAAUUCCCUUUUCACUUUUUCCACGGUAAAUAAAAAGUGCAAGCGAGUGAUGGGGCGUCUCCAAAUCAAUCCCCUUGUUUUUGAAAACACCAGAUCUUGUGAUUAUCAUAAAGUGUAUGAAACUUACUUAAUAGAGCAUUAUGCGAUAGACAUGUUAAAAUUAUUUCCAAACAUUAAAACGUUAUAUUUGCCAUCUUAUAAAAUGCGAAUUUCUAAUGAAGUAUUUUUAAAAAUAGAUCAUAUCAAAGUACAGAAUAUGUCAGACAAAAAUCACACAAUUCAAAAUGAAUAUUACAAAGCAGACUUCUCACCGUUAUAUAUCAUUUCAACUCAACGCCCCUUUGAAAAAGAACAUUUGAAAGAAGUAGAAAAAUUCCAGACAUAUAUUGUGUACGAUGAAAAUUCAUUAAACUUUUUAAUAAACCAUUUUGAACGAUUUAAAAGUCUUUUGGAUAUCACCGUUGUAGUUCCAACAACAGACAAAUAUGGAUAUAAAAUAAACGGAGAAGCCGAACCUUUUCUAAAUUUAUUAGCUGUAAACCUCACCGUUUUCGUUGAGUUACACUCUCUAAAAACGAUUCGAAUUUUUGCUGGUGCAAAAGGGCAGUUAAAAUAUUUUGUACCUUUUCUUAGUAUAUAUCGAGGGUUUAUAAUAAAUUUAAUUUUGUAUUUACCAAAUGAAGAUUUUGCGUUUGGCGAAAAAGAACUUUUUGAUAAGAUGAAAUUGUAUUUUAAAAUUAUGAUACUCAAUGUGGACGACUUUUCAACAUUUAACAUGUGGAAUAUCCCAAUUUCUGUUAAUCAUCUUGGAGAGUUGUGUUAUAUAAAAGAAAAUGAAACUAAAAACUUUUCAAAAUAUGUUGACAUGACCGACAAAAAGUUGAGUGAGUUGACCAUUGAAAAGAGUUCUACUAAUGAUUUGGAUACUUCUGAAAUUGACACCAAAAGACUUGUUAUCAACAAUGAAGAAUAUAAAAAAUUCAACUUAAAAAUAUCAAAUAAAUUGAAAUAUUUAGAAACAGAUUUUCCAUAUGAAAUUUCAGUGUAUUGUGAUGACAGAGUGACUGUCGAAAUCACUAAACGUUGUGAAAUAAAAUUACUUCAACAAAUUCCAUUCAUCAACUUUUUUGGUUUAAUAAAGUUUUACGAUUCAAUGAUGAGUGAACAGUGUUAUACUCAAUGGGUUAGAAAGCAUCCAGAAGAUGCAGCUGAUAUUCCCAAAUACCAUGAAAUGAAUCCAGACCAACAGAAUGAAUAUCGAAUUUUUGUGAGUUUGGUUAAAGACUUAGAAGUCCUUGAAUUUGACACUGAGCCGUAUGUUUACAAAGAAAAGUAUGAUAUAACAGAGACUCCCCAACAAAUCACAAAAGAAAUGAAAUUGAAAAAUUUGUCUUAUUGUGAAAUCAAUACAACUGGUUUUGAUUGUUUGAAUUUGCCGACUUCCCUCACAGAACUGAAAAUGAAAGAUCUUUCAGAAUCGACUUUUGAGUUUGAUGAUAUCAACAUUAUAACACUGAAGUUAUAUGAAUGUCGUAAAAUUACAAUUUACUUGAACACAACACUCAAGAAUUUGUAUAUAGAAGAUGGAUAUGGUGGAAACAUUGAAUGUCGUAAAGGAGUGAUUUAUCUCACUUUUUUUGACUCAUUUCAUUCUGGUGAUUUUGAUUCUAAAAACAUAGUUGUCGACUAUUUAAUUCCAUAUAAAGAGACUGUCGAACAAGGUCCAGCAUGGGCAGAUAGUGUUGUGUAUUCAUUCAAUUAUAUGAAGGGAAUGUACUUUGUGGAACAAGGGUUUGGUUCCUCAGAAGUCGCUUGGUACAAUCCGGACCCGACUGGCAAACCGACAUACCCAGCAAAUAUAUAUGCAGAACGAGCGUGUUACAAAUGUGAUGUUAGUUAUGUGUGGUUCAAAGCCGUCAAAGAAAUCGGCGACUUUUGUUUUGCAGAAAGUGUGUUUCGAGAGAAACGCAUUGAAAUUCCAGAACCAAUGACAACUUUUGGAAUUGGCGCGUUUUAUAAAGUAGCAAAUUUGGAAUCAGUGAAACUGCCAAAGGGUUUUAAGAAAUUGCCAUAUAAGGCGUUUUAUGGAGCAAAGGAUUUAACAGAAAUUACUUCGCCCGAGAGUGAAAUAGAAAUAGACGACUACACACUUUUUGGGUGUAAAAAGCUGGAAAUAUACCCCAAAUUUAUACCAACAAAAACAGCAACCUUUUGCGAUGGUUAUUUAGCCAAAUUCUGUCACUUAAAAAGCAUCGAAGUAAAAAGUAGUGUAACAGAAAUUAAACAUUCAAAUUAUGCCAAUUGCAACGAACUCACUGAAAUUAUAUUGCCGAACAAUGUGACACAUAUUGCAGAUUAUGCGUUUGUUGGGUGCACUAACUUAAAGAAUAUUGUUUUUAAUGAAAACGUUGUCUUUGGGAAACACUUGGUAUUCACUAAUAUGUCAAAUUUGAGUCAAAUUGUGAUACCAAAUACACUCACAAAAAUCAGAAGUUUUAUGUUUAAAAAUUGUCGAUCACUGACAGGUGUUAAAUUGCCAAAUUCAAUUAAAAGUCUUGGAGAUAUGGCUUUCAAAAAUUGUUGUGCAAUAAAGGAACUUGUUGUGCCAACAACUGUGACUGAAAUUGGCGCUUUGUGUUUUAACGGUUGCACUUCACUCACUUCGUUGUUAAUCAAAAAAACGGUAGUAGAUUUGAUUUAUUUUUGGUUCUUCCAAGCCUUCUCAAAACUGUUAAAUAAAUUAAAGAUCAAAACAUUAAAAACAUAUUUCCUUGUUAUUCCUCUGAACAAGAUAAAAAUACAAAAAUAA